GACAAGCAUUUUCUCAUAUCGUCCAAUUGCGAUUUUGACUGUGAGGUGAAUUGCAUUGCAUCAUGUCACUAGGCUUAGGAAUAGAGCAAUAUCUUCCUUCACCACUGGAUCCGAAAUGGCUAUCAGCAUCGUUGUUCCGUCUCUUUCUUGAUAUUCCAUCCACUAUUCUCCUCAAGGAAAUUUUGACAGAGACGAGUUCGUCACCUUUGUUUUCUUUUUUUUUAGAUAGUGCCCUACACUUUUGUAACCUUGUUCAACAACCUGAAGAUUCACGUUAUGAAAGUGGAAAUGAAUGUCAGAGUAUUGAAAAUGUCAGAAUUUCAUAUAAACAGAUUGAAGGAAAGCAAAGAGAGUACAUGACUUGAACACCAAGAUCAAUUUUUUUUUUAGGAUUUUUUAUAAUCACAUAUCACCUUGCUG
Marchantia polymorpha subsp. ruderalis is the source of this 420-nucleotide messenger RNA. Lineage: Eukaryota; Viridiplantae; Streptophyta; Marchantiopsida; Marchantiales; Marchantiaceae. The record is from the annotation of a GenBank genome assembly.